AUGCGGGAUCGGUGUGCGCAGAUGGACGAGAGUCCCGGCAGUCGCCUGCAGCGAGAGAGCGCCGCCGCGUGGACUUCCUCCACCGACGGCCCCAGCUUCCUGCGCCAGAUUGUGCCCGCUGACUCGUCCAGCGACGCUGCUGACUCAGCCAACGGUGCUGCUGACACCUCGUCAGCGACUUCCGCAUCCGUAUCUCCAUCGCCUGAAACCAAGCAGUCCUCUGCUACUGCUGACUCCAGUGACACGGCCACAUCGCCUGGCAAGGGCACUAAAAGUGAGAACAAGCAGUCAGACCCAAAGCCGUUACAGCAGCAGCCGCCGCAGCAGCCGGAGGAGCAGCCGCAGCAGCAGCAGGCGGCGUCAUUCGGGCAGGUGCUACCCACUCAGGGUGACCUGGCGUCGCUACCCGACUGCACGCGGCAGCUCGCGGCGUUCCCCAAGCUGAACCGCUCCGACGAGGCUGUGAGGCGCUUUGCCUGCAUCGCCGACACCUACCUUCACCCCUGGAUGGGCUCGAGUUUGGUGAAGAAGGGCGGUGUAGGAGGGGCGGCGGAGGAGGAGGGGCCACGUGGCAUCAUCUCACAGGCCAUGCUGCAAUACGUGGCGUCUGAACCCGGGUUCAUGUCAUGUUCGGGUCACAUCCGCAUCAUUGACGGGCAGGUGUACUUCCGCUACGGGGGCUUCCACUACCAGUGGGACCGUCUGCACCGCUUUGUGCAGUCCGUGAAGCUCAUCCAGGCCGCUAUCCGCCACUACUCCCUGCUCGCCCUGCGUGCCGAGUUCUUCCUCUCCACCUGCGACCUCCCCAAGAGCUUUGAUAGCUCGCUGAGUGGGAUCUUUGGCGGGCGGCCCAUCUUCAGCACGGAGUGGCUGCCGGGCACGCUGGAUAUCAUCGUGCCUGACCCGCUGGAUUUAUCGGAGAGCUACCAGGCUGGCAAGGACGCCAAGACCCCCUGGGAGCAGAAGGCGAGCAGGGCGGUGUUCAGGGGCGGCUUCACCAACUUCAAGCUGGGCCCCGACCACCGCUGGCGAGUCAGCCCGCGCUAUCGCCUCCACCGGUCAGAUUCCCUCCACGCUCGCCCACGCCCUCCCACGCCCGCACACGCCCGCCCAUACCCUCCCAUGCCUUGCCCUACCCCUUUUCCCGCCCAUACCUUCCACCUCUCGUCCGGCUUUGCUUGCUUUCUUGUGUUUCCUCUUGCCCUCAAUCGUCGGACAUUCAGCCACGCUGUGCUCUUCCCUCCCGCACUUGCUCUCUCCCUCGCUUCCCCCACUCUCACGGUUCCAUCCCAUGGGGCGAUGGGAGACGGGUUGAGUGAGGCGGCCAAGAUGGAGAAGGCGGAGUCGCAGCGCUUCAAGUACGAGGUCGUUGUGGACGGCGGCGCUGGCUCCUGCCGCACCUGCGGUGUGCUGGGGAGUGACCAGGCCAUGAUUCGGCAGGACACGCCCUUUGCACAGUUCUACCAGCCGCUGCUGCAGCCGUGGCGGCACUUCAUCCCCACGGACCACUUUUUUGGGGACCUCUUUGACCGCGUCGAGUGGGCGAGACAGCACGACACCCAAGUGCGACACAUGAUUGCCAACGCGCACCGCGUUGCCAAGUGGGGGUGCUCCCUGGAGGGCCGAAAGCUCUACUGGGCGGUCCUCCUCGUCAAGUACGCCGCCCAGGCCCUCGAAGACCCCUCCGCAGUCACCCGCCCGGACGUCGUCUCCACAUGCCCUGCGCCGCCCGCUAAGGACCGCAUGCGGCCGGCGCAGGAGGAGAGUGAGAUUGUGAGGCCGGAGGCGGGGUGGCCGCCGGUGUGUGCGGAUAAGGACGUGGCACGGGUGAAGCAGCCGCCCUGCACUUUCUUCUGUGUGAAAGGACCCAUGCCACGCAACAGGCAGGUCUGGCUCAAUGCGGACCUCUUUGACUCGGUUGACUUUGUGGGCCCGCAUGUCGCUGACAUGGACGAGUAG
Molecule: messenger RNA, 1959 nt
Organism: Closterium sp. NIES-65
Lineage: Eukaryota; Viridiplantae; Streptophyta; Zygnematophyceae; Desmidiales; Closteriaceae
Source: the annotation of a GenBank genome assembly